Molecule: messenger RNA, 216 nt
Organism: Strongylus vulgaris
Lineage: Eukaryota; Metazoa; Nematoda; Chromadorea; Rhabditida; Strongylidae
Source: the annotation of a GenBank genome assembly
CUCACCUGCAUUGCCAGGAGAUUAUGUGGCGGUGGUGGAGCACCGGCACCAUUUGGAGGAAACGGUUGCGGCGGUGGCGGCAUCGACUGCGGAGGGGGUCCGCCUGCACCGGGAGGUCGCCCCGGAAAUCGGGCAUCCAUACCAAAUCCACCAACAAUAGGUGAUCGCCCUGUUGAGGACACCGAUGAGCUCCGCGCUGAGGAUUCCCUCAUCUGA